Messenger RNA from Haliotis rufescens (red abalone), 2889 nucleotides. Its product is annotated as toll-like receptor 4. Gene Ontology annotation, cellular component: membrane. The transcript has 2 exons. Bases 143 to 2287 code for a protein of 714 amino acids. Gene Ontology annotation, molecular function: protein binding; transmembrane signaling receptor activity. NCBI's taxonomy places the organism in Eukaryota, Metazoa, Mollusca, Gastropoda, Lepetellida, Haliotidae. Gene Ontology annotation, biological process: immune response; toll-like receptor signaling pathway. The record is from RefSeq and is a predicted model, not a curated record.
CCUGGUGUUGCAUUCAACUUUCCUUCUAUGCAUUGGGACAAGGGAUGUUACCAUCUGAUGGUCGUGGCCUGCUCCAUCUCAAGCGGCAGUUUCAGUUAAGAUGAAAGACUGGACUCCGCCUACCGAUAAGUGACAAUCUCUAAUGAUGACAUCACGUUUCGCAACGAAUCUAUGUUUACAGCUCUGUUUGGUACUGUCAACAGCUCCAGCAGCGCGGUGGGCUGUUGAACAAACAGACACAGAAAACUGUGGCCACGUGGUGUACGAGCGAUGCUGCGAUAAUUUAUGUUGGUGUGGAUCUGAGUGUGUUCGUUGUGUAGACAAUGGGGUGAAACUUGUAUAUAUUCCAGAAUUGCCUCCAUCAACAAAAUUCCUGAACUUCUCAUCCAACCUCCUUGGGAGCAUAAGCCGAGAGACUUUUGGCAACAUAACCAAUCUGUCCCUGAGAGUGUUACUUCUGAGAAAUAACAGUAUACUACACGUAACAAGUGAUGCUUUUGAGGACCUGGUUCAUCUGCAGCUUUUGGAUCUAAGUGUAAACGAUAUUCCUCAAAUGGACCUUCAAUAUGCAUUUUAUAGUUUACAGGACACAGUUUAUACACUUAAGAUCAGCGACAACAACGAAAUUACUAACGUUUCAGAAGAAUUUAUUGGUGGAUUGGCGCAUUUAAAGCUUAAGGGUUUAUCUUUGAACACCAAUCAUAUUAGGAGUUUGAACCUUUCAGUGUUCCAUGUACUUAAAUCCCUAGUAUAUCUAUAUGUGGGGUAUAAUGGGCUCACUGAGACAGAAGGUCAGGUGCCAUUUCAAUUGCGAAAACUGGAUAUGCGUGCAAAUCUUCUAUCCGAAAUUCCCCGCUUUUGUGUUGACGGGCACACCUCCCAGUUGACAUACUUAGAUUUAAGUAACAACCUUAUUAGAUGCAUGUCACCUUCAAGCUUUCAGUGUCUGGCGAAGCUGAACUUCCUAUAUUCUACCAGAAACGAUGUCGUUAGGAUCUAUACAAAUACAUUUUCUCAUUUCCAUUGGCCUUUAAGUAUCACCUUAGAUAAUGUUUUGAGUACCAUUAUGAGUCAAAGUAACGCUAAUCCUCACAUAGACGAGUUUGCAUUCAAUACCACUGCAUUAAGAGAUCUUGCUCUUACCAACCUUCACGGAGAAUUCCAUGUGGUAACUAGCAUGAAAGCCUUGGUGGGAUGCACCAGAUUAGAUAGACUGGACAUUUCCUACAAUAACAUGCCAUAUGCAAACAAGACCUUUAUGGAAGGCUUUCUUGGGACUCUGCACAUGUUACGGCACCUUAAGAUGGCACAGUGCGAGCUGUAUCGGUUCCCAAGUGUCGUUGCAAAUAAUCUCACCCAACUCGAGACAAUCGACCUACAUCAAAACAGAAUAUCCGAGCUAAACCCUGGACUGUUCAACAAGUUGAAGAAACUCAAAUACAUUAACCUCAGCAAGAACUCCAUCACAGUCUUGAUUGAAGCAACGUUCCCUCGCGAGUUGAGACACCAACUCUUUAACGUGAACCUUGCUUACAAUGAGCUGUCCUGCAUUUGUACCAACCUCUGGUUUAUCCAGUGGAUAAUGCAUGAGCACACGAAGUUUAUAGAUUACCCACAGGGUUAUACAUGUACGUAUCCGAAGCACAGAGACAAAAUUCGUCUCAUCGAUGCUCAUUUAUCUGAACAGAUCUGUCGUGUGUCACAGGUGAUGUUUCCUGUAAUAUUUGGUGCAUCCGGAACACUCAUUCUGUUCAUAUUGGUUCUAUCCUUUGGCUAUCGAUGGCGCUGGCACAUACGUUAUUACAUCUAUAUGUUGAGAUACAGGAACAGGCUAGCAUGCGAUGAGGAACCGGGGAGAUUCAUCUAUGAUGCCUUUGUUUUAUAUUGUGAAGAUGAUUCCAGAUGGGUACGGAAUGAUCUGAUCCCUAAAAUUGAAGAGGAAGCUAAUCUGAAGUUAUGUAUUCAUGAGAGAGAUUUCAUCCCCGGUCGCUACAUAGUUGACAAUAUUGUCAACAGUCUGGAAAACAGUAGACAAGUUUUUCUUGUGCUUUCAAACUAUUUCAGCCAAAGUCCGUGGUGUCAGUUUGAGCUGACUCUCAUCCAGAAACGCUCUCUAGAGAAGAAGGAGGGUUACUUAGUGGUGGUUCUCCUGGAGGACAUGGAGGACCGGAACAUGACGUCAUCACUGUAUGCUCUACUGCAGACGACGACGUACAUCAAGUGGCCGGAGGAAGAGAGGGACAGACAGUUCUUCUGGGAUCGCCUGGGAAUGAGUCUGAAGAUAUAGAAUUACUUUGAUCACAAGACGAUGUCCCCUCACAGCAAAGCUGCCAGAAGCAAUGGUAGAUUUGAGCAGUCACAUAGUUGAGGACAGGCAUAUAUUUACAGUUAUAGAGACAAAUAUUUUUGUUUUAAUAUUACCAUGCUGAUAUUACAAUAUGUGUUCAAUCAAAUGCACAUUGGCACUAUUUAUUAAUAUCUGUUAUAUCUACAUACAAUUGUCUAACUCUUCAGCAUUGGAUAAGGUCCGGCAGCAUAAUACCAGUCCAUGUAUGUACUGUGUUACAUGCCCCUGGAUAUUCCUGCAACUGACUAGUGACCCUUUGUGGUCAGUUCUUGAUCCGUAUCCAAAUACCCCUGCAUGUAGAUAGUGUCUGAUCUUGUGCUGCUCCAUUCAAGGUCCAACCUUCUUGAAUAGCAUCAACAUUUCACGCACAUGAUUUGUAUGUUUUGUUUCGGUAACGGCGUGGCUUGAAAUUUCAAAUAAACCAACAUGUCGACAGACAUGCUAUAAAAUUGACCUUUCCCGUAUACUUCCCCGCCUUCAGGGCGGGGAAGAAUAAUAUUUUAUGUAAAGCACUUGUGUAAAUAAAACAUCUGAGAACUUCA